Molecule: messenger RNA, 1713 nt
Organism: Fusarium verticillioides 7600
Lineage: Eukaryota; Fungi; Ascomycota; Sordariomycetes; Hypocreales; Nectriaceae
Exons: 2
Coding region: 309-995 (228 amino acids)
Biological process (GO): iron-sulfur cluster assembly
Cellular component (GO): mitochondrion; cytoplasm
Molecular function (GO): 2 iron, 2 sulfur cluster binding
Source: RefSeq, a predicted model, not a curated record
AAUAAAUUGCUGAAACUAAAAAAGACCAUUAUGAUAUCUUUACAAUGCCAUUAUUUGUCACAACUCCAAUGAUCCUCCUUUGUUGAAUCUGGCCAUUAACAUCACGUGAGUCUGACAAAUUCUCACACUCUGAUUCGCUCGGACAAGAUCGGGGAGCCAUUCUGACGUACAAGCGGUUUCCGGCAACGAACGCUUUAGCACCGAGGAGCCGGGCUUUGAAAUCAUAAGCCUCCACUAUCCAUCCACUAAACCUUUGCCUCUCUCGAUACCAAUCCUCAACCUCAACAUCACCACCACAUGCGCCCACAAUGUUUACCUCGAGAUCGAUAACGAGAAUCGCCCUGCGACGAGGAUGCCCUCUGAGGCAAUUCUCAACCUCGAGACCUCUCGCUGUGUCCUACCACUCAUACACUUUCCCAACACAUACCUCGACGCCUCCGAGAAACGACGACGUUCCUGAAACUUCAAUAACACAACCUGAUCCUCUCCCUAAAGUCCACGAGACACGACCUCCUCCUCAACAACCGCAGCAUCCUCAACCGCCUAAGCAACAAGAACCCGCGCCAACACAAAAUGCUACUCCCGCCACAUCGGCAUCAGCUCCGAAGCUCAGCGAAACAGAAGCUCAGAAGCCAAAGGCAGCUAGACCACGACCCAAGCUACGACCGCGCAAGGCCGCUAUGAACUUGACGCCCUCUGCGGUGGAGCAAUUACGAGAAUUGCUUGACCAGCCGGAACCGAAGCUCAUCAAGGUCGGAGUACGGAACCGAGGAUGCAGUGGCUUGGCCUAUCAUCUUGAAUACGUUGAUAAGCCGGGUGCUUUUGACGAGACUGUUGAGCAGGAUGGCGUCAAGGUCUUGAUUGACAGCAAGGCGCUGUUUAGUAUCAUUGGGAGUGAGAUGGAUUAUGUUGAGGACAAGCUUAACCAGCGGUUUGUCUUUAAGAACCCAAACAUCAAGGAGGAAUGCGGCUGCGGAGAGUCCUUCAUGGUCUAGAAUGAAAACCACCGUCUGGCCAUCGCACCAGUACAUACGAAAACAAAACAGAACACCACUCACGAGACGACGUCAUUCAUGCUUGAACGACAGGAAUGUUUUAAGAACCCAUCCCGUCGUCUCAACAUGAGACACGAGAGUCCGAAAAUGAUCAAAGUUCAGCGAGAAACAGCAUGCAUAGAAGCAUUUGCGAGUCGCGUCUUGUAAAAACCAAAAACAGGAACUGUCGGGGGCAGGCAUGGUAAACCCGUAACUAGGAUCGGCAUAAUCAUUGGCGUUGGGUUAGAUUGGAGACAUCACCUCCCUUUGUUUGAGAAAAACAUUAUACAUUCAUACAUACAUAUACCAGCGUGCCGCUUUCUGGUACAGAAAUGAGGAGACAUGGAAUAAUGAGAUGGUCACAACCAAAGGGAUCUUUUGUAGAUCGACAUGGCGAACUUGUGUAAAUAGUAUCAUAGGUUACAACUGCUGUCUCGCCGUCCUUUGCCCCCUGUUCUGCCCUCUGUUAUCGUGCCAUGUUCUUGAGCAAUGUCAUUCAGUAAGCAAAGACUUGCGAUGCGUGAGGAAGCAGCUCGCGAAUGGUUGGUACACUGAUACGGAGCAGAAGGGUUAGGCAUAAUGUCAAAUAAAUCGGGAGAGAUUCAGCUGUUCUCAAUGAAUGACGCUCAAAUCCAACUGGAAUAAAGAGUAGAAGCUAGAAGAAGAGCUUUGGCAGACG